Messenger RNA from Clavispora lusitaniae ATCC 42720, 375 nucleotides. RefSeq names its product H(+)-transporting V1 sector ATPase subunit F (gene VMA7). Gene Ontology annotation, cellular component: fungal-type vacuole membrane; proton-transporting V-type ATPase, V1 domain. The record is from RefSeq and is a predicted model, not a curated record. Gene Ontology annotation, molecular function: proton-transporting ATPase activity, rotational mechanism. Gene Ontology annotation, biological process: proton transmembrane transport. Lineage: Eukaryota; Fungi; Ascomycota; Pichiomycetes; Serinales; Metschnikowiaceae.
AUGAGUUCGAACGAUGCGAUGACCAAGAGGUCUUUGCUUGCAGUAAUUGCUGAUGAAGAUUCAGUAACAGGAUUAUUAUUGGCAGGUGUGGGCCAGGUGUCCAACGAGCCAGGGAAGGAAUCCAAUUUCCUUACGGUGGUUCCAGGUAAGACGUCUGUUGAAGAGGUUGAAGAAGCAUUUGAGAGAUUUACAACCUCAAGAGAUGACAUUGCCAUCUUGUUGAUUAAUCAGCAUAUUGCAGACUUGAUAAGACACAAGGUUGACACUUACACCAACGCAUUUCCAGCUAUUUUGGAAAUUCCCUCUAAAGAUCAUCCUUAUGAUCCAGAGAAAGAUUCCAUCUUAAAGAAAGUCAGACGUCUCUUCGGAGAGUAA